AUGAAAGUUACCGUCAAGCAAUGGCACGCAGUCGCGCAGUGGCGGUGGGACACAGGGCACUCAGAGCAGGACGAUGACGGCGAAGGUGAUGUCUGUGGUAUCUGUAGAGUACCCUAUGAAGGCUGCUGUCCAUCGUGUAAGAUGCCUGGUGAUGACUGUCCGCUUAUUUGGGGAGAAUGUACACAUGUCUUUCAUAUGCACUGCCUCUUGAAGUGGAUUGGAACUGCCGCGUCAAAACAGCAGUGUCCCAUGGACCGAAAACCGUGGUUAACGGCGGAGAGAAAAGUUGGCUCAGCACCAGUUUCAUGA
Messenger RNA from Psilocybe cubensis, 309 nucleotides. RefSeq lists its product as uncharacterized. Gene Ontology annotation, biological process: protein ubiquitination; anaphase-promoting complex-dependent catabolic process; positive regulation of mitotic metaphase/anaphase transition. NCBI's taxonomy places the organism in Eukaryota, Fungi, Basidiomycota, Agaricomycetes, Agaricales, Agrocybaceae. Gene Ontology annotation, cellular component: nucleus; anaphase-promoting complex. The record is from RefSeq and is a predicted model, not a curated record. Bases 1 to 309 code for a protein of 102 amino acids. Gene Ontology annotation, molecular function: zinc ion binding; ubiquitin protein ligase activity; cullin family protein binding. The transcript has 3 exons.